This is a messenger RNA of Mycotypha africana, 852 nucleotides long. RefSeq lists its product as uncharacterized. Lineage: Eukaryota; Fungi; Mucoromycota; Mucoromycetes; Mucorales; Mycotyphaceae. The transcript is spliced from 4 exons. The coding region runs from base 1 to 852 and encodes 283 amino acids. The record is from RefSeq and is a predicted model, not a curated record. Gene Ontology annotation, cellular component: COP9 signalosome.
AUGAAUGAAACGAACUCAGUACUGUCAACAAAUCAGAAAUUGCAACCCUUUUUGCUCCUAUCUAAGUCAGUGAAAGGGGCAGCUAAUGCCAAGUUAAUUAUGGAUGCGUUGAGUGCAUCAGGCGUUUUCGUCUUUACAGAGUUAUACGAAUCUCCCAAUCUAGUCGAGGCUUCUACAUUGCCGGAAGUGGCACCUUAUUACAAGUUACUGAGUAUUUAUUUAUAUGGAACCUGGAAAGACUAUAAACAGUUUAUGUCAGAAUUACCUGCUUUGAAUGAAAACCAAGUAAAGAAGCUUAAAAUACUUUCUAUGGCUACUUUAUCUGAAUCACAACAAACCCUUCCUUACGAUAUGUUAUUAUCUGAGCUCGAUAUUCCCACAGUGAGAGAACUUGAAGAUUUGGUCAUUGAUGCUUUUUAUCAAGGCGUACUUACAGGAACAUUAGAUCAAAGGAAACGUCAGCUACAAGUGAUGUCCAGUAUGGGGCGUGAUUUACGACCUCAACAACUAGAAGAAACCAUGGAUAUACUUGCUUCUUGGUCAGAAAAUACAACACGACUAUUACAAGCCCUAGACGCCAAAAUUGCCAGCUUACAAGAAGCUGUUCAAAUGAAUGAUCAAGCUCGGGAGCAAUAUAACAAUGAAGUUGAACAACUACGUCGACAAAUUCAUUCUAAUAAUAAUGAUAAGGCAACAAAGCCGGAUGUUGGAGAAUGGGAUGAACUCACUAGAACAAUGGAUGUGGAAUCAGGAGCAGCAACACCAGGCGAUGAAAGAGGAAUGAGAAAGAAGGGUCUCACGGGCGAUUCGCCCUUCUCGGACUAUAGCAGUGAACGAGUGAAGAAAAGGUAA